Molecule: messenger RNA, 1040 nt
Organism: Cynara cardunculus var. scolymus (artichoke)
Lineage: Eukaryota; Viridiplantae; Streptophyta; Magnoliopsida; Asterales; Asteraceae
Product: probable CCR4-associated factor 1 homolog 11
Exons: 1
Coding region: 94-927 (277 amino acids)
Cellular component (GO): P-body; CCR4-NOT core complex; CCR4-NOT complex
Molecular function (GO): nucleic acid binding; poly(A)-specific ribonuclease activity
Source: RefSeq, a predicted model, not a curated record
ACCCACCAAAAAAACAUCUGAUAAGGAAUUGGGAUCAACUUACCAGCUGAAAAUCGGUGGUGUAUUGAGUGUUAAAUAUAUAUAUAUAUAAUCAUGUCAAGUUGUAUUGAUAAAAGCAUCACAAUCCGAGAAGUAUGGUCUGAUAAUUUAGAAUCCGAGUUUGAUUUGAUCCGAUCCAUCAUCGAUCAAUACCCUUACAUCUCCAUGGACACAGAGUUCCCUGGCGUUGUAUACCGUCAACCGUUGGAGCCUGGCAGAUCUUACAGAAAUCGCUGGCCAUCGGAACACUACAAGCUUCUUAAGUCAAACGUUGACGUUUUGAACCUUAUCCAGCUCGGUCUCACCUUCACCGACUCUUCCGGCAACCUUCCAUCCAUCGAUGGGACCCACCAACGCUUCAUCUGGCAAUUCAAUUUCAACGAUUUUGAUCUAGCGCGUGAUGCCUACGCGCCGGAAUCGAUUGAUUUGUUGAAACGUCAAGGGAUUGAUUUUGAUCGGAACCGAACCGAUGGGAUCGAUUCAGCCAAAUUCGCCGAGUUGAUGAUGUCAUCCGGUCUGGUUUGUAAUGAAGAGGUUACCUGGGUGACGUUUCACAGCGCGUAUGAUUUCGGGUACUUGUUGAAGAUCCUCACACGCCGCCGUCUGCCGGGAGGAUUGCCGGAGUUUUUGGAGACAUUGAAGGCGUUCUUUGGGGACAACGUGUACGACGUGAAGCACUUGAUGAAGUUUUGCCGGAACGGUUUGUACGGGGGUUUGGACCGGGUGGCGAGUCUUUUAGAGGUGAACCGGGUUGCUGGGAAGUGCCAUCAAGCCGGUUCAGAUAGCUUGUUGACGUGGCACGCCUUUCAAAAGAUGAGGGACGUGUACUUCGUGGACGUUGGGCCGGAAAAUUACGCCGGCGUCUUGUACGGCUUAGACGUUUGUUGAAUUUGUAGUUAAAUUGGGAAAUUAGUUAUUCAAAUUAAAUUCAUUUUUAUUAGCGUACGUGUAGAUACCCAUCUAUAAAUUCGUUCUGAUCGUGAAAAACAAAAUCUUAUAAA